AUGGCAAUUCCUGUUGCUCAAUGGGUGGCCGACGCGCGCGCUAAAUUGACGCUAGCAGAGCAUAUUUGCAACGAUGCCAACACAUACAUUACAACUUCGAACGAGAAAUUGCAAUUGCGCAACCGCAAGGUGCCGAAACUGCUGUAUUUUCUAGAUGCCCUUCAGCAGCAGAUACAGCUAUUGACGGUGAUACGAGACUCCUUGGUGCUCAAUCUCAACAGCGUGAUGGAGCGACGGUCUGCUGUGCGGUCUGGGCUUUUGCGCGACGUCGACCGGCUCCAAAAUACCAUCAGUGUCAUGAAAAACACCACUGUGGUGUUUGACGGCGAGACCUCGCUGUUUGACUACAUCAGCGAGGCCGGGAUCGAGGACCUGUUUGCUGAUGUGGAACAGAACAUCAAGGAGAUUGACAGUCUGGUCAAGGGCAAUCGCACAGACGCGUUGCUGAUCCGGCUUAGCUCCGAUCUGGAUAACCUGAACAACGAGAUGAACACGCUGAUAAGCAAGGCGCACGACCUACGGUUGCUGGACGACCAGGACGAUUUGGACGAGUUUGUGGACCCAAUCACGAAACUGCUGGAGAUUAACAACGAGCUGGAGAACGAGAUGGUGGGGAUGUUGACCGGGUUCAAUAACCAUUACGAUCAAUGCGAGAAGGGCCAAAAACUGCUGGAGGACCCGAGUUUUCCCGAGGACGAGAAAGAGGAGCUGGUGACGGUGCUGGAAAACGACGUCGAGGACCUGCCGGAGGUGAUGCGGUCGCUCAAGAGCACGGGCGACGUGAUCACCAAGAACUGUAAGGAGGUGAUCAAGAUACUGGAUAUCUUUGAGACGCUGUACGGGCUGGUGGAGAAGUUCAUUGACGAGCUGCAGCAGUACGGCGAGCAGAAGCUGGUUGUGCAGCUGAACGAGUUUGUGGAGAUCAACAGCGAGGUGGGCCGCAAACUCGAGGCUUCAGAGAUUCACAAGGCCAGUCUUGCUCAGUACAACGACGACUUCCAGCAGUUUAUCCGGUCGUACUACUCGUUGAUCGUGGAGGUGGACCGGCGCGCGCAGGUGAACCAGCAACUGACAAUGGCAAUCAACAACUUCAAAGCCACGGUCAACAGCAUCGUCGACAACGACUACGAGAAAAGGCUCGAGUUUCUGGACAAGCACGGCGACUUUAUUCCGCAGAACCUGAUAGACCCGCAGAUCAUCAAUAGCACCACGCCGCAGAUCGAGAUCGCGUUCGACCACGAGCCGCUGCCGCCGCUGACGAAAGACGCAAUCCAGACAGCUAAGAAAUUCUUACGGUGA
Messenger RNA from Ogataea philodendri, 1299 nucleotides. RefSeq lists its product as uncharacterized. Bases 1 to 1299 code for a protein of 432 amino acids. The transcript has a single exon. Gene Ontology annotation, cellular component: Atg1/ULK1 kinase complex; phagophore assembly site. The record is from RefSeq and is a predicted model, not a curated record. Lineage: Eukaryota; Fungi; Ascomycota; Pichiomycetes; Pichiales; Pichiaceae. Gene Ontology annotation, molecular function: protein kinase activator activity; molecular adaptor activity. Gene Ontology annotation, biological process: autophagy of mitochondrion; autophagy of peroxisome; piecemeal microautophagy of the nucleus.